GUGCUGCGUCCCUGUCGCAGGGACUGCUGGGCGGGGCGACGCGAGCGUGCGCCGAGCGAGAGCGGAUCGGCGCGAGAGCGGAGCGGUGGCUGGGAACAUGUGGCGACCGUCACAGCUUUGCCACUUCCACUCUGUCCUGCCGCAGAGCCGGCCGAAGCUCCUACCGUCCCCUACUGCCUUCCUCAGGAGAAGCCUCAGGGCCCCGCCUGCACCAUGGUCCUGGAGGCCGCAGCCCCUGUGGAAGAAGGUGCUCUCCGCCACGGCUGUGGGGGCGCCCCUGCUCCUUGGAGCCCGCUACCUCACAGCAGAGCCGCCAGAGAAGAGGAGGAUGCGGCUUGUGGCCGACGGCGUGGGGCGCUUCUGCAGGUCUCUGAGGGUCGGCCUGAAGAUCUCCCUGGACUACUGGUGGUGCUCGAAUGUCAUUCUGCGAGGGAUAGAAGAGAACAGCCCGAGGUACUUGGAGGUGAUGUCUGCGUGUCACCAGCGGGCAGCCGAUGCCUUGGUGGCCGGAGCCAUCAGCAACGGAGGCCUGUACGUGAAGCUGGGCCAGGGGCUGUGCUCCUUCAACCACCUGCUGCCCCCAGAGUACAUCAGGACACUGCGUGUGCUGGAGGACAGGGCCCUCACACGUGGCUUCCAGGAGGUGGACGAGCUGUUCCUCGAGGACUUUCAGGCCCCACCCCACAAGCUCUUUCAGGAAUUUGACUACCAGCCAAUCGCUGCUGCCAGCCUGGCCCAGGUGCACCGUGCCCGGUUGCAUGACGGCACCGCUGUGGCCGUCAAGGUACAGUACAUCGACCUGCGUGACCGCUUCGACGGGGACAUCCAUACCCUGGAGCUGCUGCUCAGGCUCGUGGAGUUCAUGCACCCCAGCUUCGGCUUCAGCUGGGUCCUGCAGGACCUGAAGGGGACCCUGGCCCAAGAGCUGGACUUUGAGAAUGAGGGCCGAAACGCCGAGCGCUGUGCGCGGGACCUGCAGCAUUUCCACUACGUCGUGGUCCCCCGUGUGCACUGGGACACAUCCAGCAAGCGUGUGCUGACGGCUGAAUUCUGUGAGGGGUGCAAGGUCAAUGACGUGGAGGCCAUCAAGUCCAUGGGGCUGGACAUGCAGGAUCAGAGAAGCUCAUCCAGGCUUUUGCUGAGCAGAUAUUCUACACAGGCUUCAUCCACUCCGACCCCCACCCUGGCAAUGGUAGGAGAAGACCCCGGGGGUGGGCGUGGGCGUGGACUGGCAGUGAGUCAGUGUGCUGUGUCCCCAGUUCUGGUGCGGAAAGGCCCGGAUGGGAAGGCACAGCUGGUGCUGCUGGACCAUGGGCUGUACCAGUUCCUGGAUGAGAAGGACCGGUCAGCCCUGUGCCAGCUGUGGCGGGCCAUCAUCCUGAGGGACGAUGCGGCGAUGAAGGCACACGCGGCUUCACUCGGGGUGCGAGACUACUUCCUGUUCUCCGAGGUGCUCAUGCAGAGGCCUGUGCGCCUGGGGCAGCUGUGGCGCUCGCACCUGAUGAGCCGCGAGGAGGCGGCCUACAUGCAGGCCAUGGCACGGGAGCACUUCGAGGACAUCAUGGCCGUGCUCAAGGCUCUGCCGCGGCCCAUGCUGCUCGUGCUGCGCAACGUCAACACUGUGCGUGCCAUCAACACGGCCCUGGGCGCACCCGUGGACCGCUACUUCCUCAUGGCCAAGAGUGCGGUCAGAGGCUGGAGCCGCCUGGCAGGCGAAGCACAGCCGAGUUUCUACGGCACCAGCCUCCUGUGCCAUGCCAGGGUGGUCUGGGAGAUGCUCAAGUUUGAAGUGGCCCUGAGGCUGGAGACCAUGUCCAUGCGGCUCACCGCCCUCCUGGUCCGAGUGCUGGCCCAUCUGGGCCUCAUGCCCAGCACCGAGGGGCUGUACGAGUAUCUGGAGACCUAGCGCCCUGGGGCAGGCAGAUGGCAGAGGUCGCCCAGGGCCGGCAGUGCUGGCCAGGACUGAAGGUGGAUGCCCAAGACCUGGGGCACCGGAACAAUUGCAACCUGGAGUUGGGGGAUGCCCAGGGGCUCUGACCAUGGCUGGGGCCAGGAGGCCCAAUGACCACACGCUCUUCUCAAAUCAAA
Molecule: messenger RNA, 2088 nt
Organism: Hipposideros armiger (great roundleaf bat)
Lineage: Eukaryota; Metazoa; Chordata; Mammalia; Chiroptera; Hipposideridae
Gene: ADCK5
Product: aarF domain containing kinase 5
Exons: 14
Coding region: 98-1906 (602 amino acids)
Source: RefSeq, a predicted model, not a curated record